UGAAAGCUGUAACUAAAAUUUAGAAUUGAAUUGAACGAACCAUGGCAGCCACCGCCCCAGCCGCAGAGAAUGUUGAGGUGAUGAGCCAGGUGAAGCAGCAGAUCGCACUGGCCAACGCCCAGGAGAUGCUCUCGAAGAUGACCGAGAAGUGCUUCAAGAAGUGCAUCCACAAGCCGGGCAAGACCCUGGACGCCAGCGAGCAGCGCUGCAUUUCGCAGUGCAUGGACCGCUUCAUGGAUUCCUGGAACCUGGUCUCGCGCACCUACGGCAACCGCCUGCAGCGGGAUCACUACAAGGGCGCCGCGGACAUGGCCGACUAGGCCCCCGCUCGGCUCUCGUUAAUCUGUUACUCAUGCUCGAAUAAAGCACCGCUAUUGUUA
Messenger RNA from Drosophila persimilis, 380 nucleotides. It is a transcript of the gene Tim13, whose product is annotated as mitochondrial import inner membrane translocase subunit Tim13. The record is from RefSeq and is a predicted model, not a curated record. The transcript has a single exon. The coding region runs from base 42 to 320 and encodes 92 amino acids. Lineage: Eukaryota; Metazoa; Arthropoda; Insecta; Diptera; Drosophilidae.